UCGGUUGGCGGCAGUUACAGCUGCGGCGACAGGUGUCUCUGCUGCCAUUUACUAUGAAGGAGGGAGAGGAAGGUUUGGUGAGGGGGGCCACCGAGGAAGGAGCCAGCAUGGACACCCAGAACGAACUUCCUCUUUUGACUGACGAGAAAUUUGACUUUGAUCUCUCGCUGUCUUCAUCCAGUGCCAACGAGGAUGACGAAGUCUUCUUUGGCCCUGUUGGGCACCGAGAACGAUGUGUGGCCGCCAACCUGGAGCUACAGGGCCUCAUCUCCAAGGAGGCUGAGUGCCCGCUCACAUUGAGCCCCCUGGCAGGGGAGAAGUAUGUGGAGAUUUUCAAGGAGGCGCGUUUGCUGGCCCUACAGAUAGAGAGCAGUGGCAAAAAGCCAGCGCCUGGAGCACGCUCCCCUGAGCCAGCACCAGACCCAGAGGAAGAGUUUGUGCAGGAGGCCAGGCUAAAACUGGCCAUCUUUGAGCAAGGACACGAGACCCACCGAAGCCCCUUGGCUCUCAAAAGGGAGACCUACUGUGUCCUGACCCCGGGGGUGGCAGCCGUGCCGGCAUCACUCACCUUUGCCGACUCACCAGAGGCCCCGGAGCCUGCUGCUUCCGGGUCCCAUCUUCUGAACCAAGGGGUGCCUGAGAGGAAAGCCCUGAGCCGACUGCAGCUCCCCAAGGCCUCAUCCACACCUGGAAAGGGAACUCCUGCCAAGCCUCAGCUGGGGAAACAAACCCAUCCUUUGAGGCUCCCCCUCAGGACUGAACCCUCAAACCAGUCCAGCAGCACUUCCAAGGUGAAUGAGUCCUCAGGUGGUGGUGAUGGCGGUGGUGGCAGCACCACCACAAGAGGCCCCCUUGGCUUCUCUGUGCCCAAUAAGUUUGGGGCCAGGAAAACCCUGCUGAAACCUCCCGGGCCCCCCAGGACCCUCCUCAGGGGAAAGAGUGCCUCCUUCUCCAGUCCUGUUUGCAGUGUGAACCCGACCUUGAAUUGGAAUUCAUUGGGGACCCCAGCACAAAGCAAAGCUAAACCAAGUGAUGCUUCCUCCCGCUGGCCUGACACUCCUCGGCCCAGGCUGAGCCAGGGGAGCGUCUCCUACCUGAAGGAUACCAGGAUGGCCCAAGUCGGCACGCCAUCUGGCCGAACCAGGGAAUCUGCCUCAGUUUCCCUAAGGCAGCCACAGACCCCAAAAACUGGGAUCCAGAGGCCAGGUUCCAACCGCAGCCUAUCACAGUCUUCUCAGCCAGCGAAGCCCAAAGGGCUCAGGGGGCCCAGCUCCAGCUCCAAGGCGGGACCGCUGCCUGCCAACCCAGCUGGACAUCUUGCCCUCUCUGUAGGCCCCUCACCAGAUAAUGCUGCUCCCAGAGUCCAGGGUUGGAGCCGGCUACCAGCAGGCCCCUCAUCUAGAAGAAUGUCCUUGCUCAGCACCCCUGCCCAGUGCUCCUCAGUGGGAGGUCAGCCCUCGGGCAGCUGUGCCCGCACCCCCCUGAGUGCCCGGCGAAUGUCCGCCCUGCCUACACCAUCCAGGCGCCGAGUGUCAGCCCUUCCGUCAUGGCCAACUCCCAAGCUGGUGGUGGCUGCUCAACCCCCUUCACAGGUGCCGCCCAAGAACACUGAAGGCAGGUCCGAGCAAGCCCAAGAAACAAGCAAGCUCGGGGCUUCUCGCCUGUCUGAUCCCCCAUUGGUGGUGCCUCUGGCCCUCGACUUUGCCUCCCCACAGCAGACAGUGCCCAAGAUGCCUGAGGAGGAGACCAAGGAACAGCCAGUGCCCCCCGAGGCCGUGCUCAUCCACAUUGACCCCGAGCCCUGCGCCACCAUCCCAGCAGCACCAAAGCCACCUCUCUGUAGCCAGCCGCUCAUUGACUUCUCCAACAUCCCUGAGAUAGCUCCGCAGGGCCUCCCACUGAAGCCGGCCAUGGCCAGUGAAGGCCAGCUUCUCAUUGAUCUGUUCCACUCUCCGGAAGUAGCCAAAAGCACCCCACCCAAGCCUCUUCCUCCAGUCUCAGGGCAGCUCAUCGACCUGAGUUCACCCCUAAUCAGCCUCAGUCCUCUGGAGGACAAGGAAAAUCAGCCCUCACCCCUCCUCAGGUUGUAGGGGGCAGCCCAAGCCCUGGGCCAUCAUUGGGGAAGAGCCAGCAGUGAGUGUCCAGCAGGCCUGAACCUGGGGCCUCCCAGAGUCGGACGGAGGCCAGCCCGGCCAAGCUGUCCACAAGCUCGUCUUCCUGCGAAUGUCCAGGGGACAUCUGACCCCCCCCCCCCCCCGGAAACCAAAAAAUGCUUCAUUUCUAGGGACUAGUGAGGACGUUUUUAUAUCUGUUUUUAUCAAGUUUGUUGGAAAGCCCAAUAUAGAUUCAAUUAAACUUUGUGAAAUCCUGGUCCCUCUUCCUUGCAGACAGACCCACCUAACACCCCCACCCCCACCACAAAGGCCUGGAGCACAGGACCAAGCUCAGCUCUA
This is a messenger RNA of Gracilinanus agilis (Agile Gracile Mouse Opossum), 2453 nucleotides long. It is a transcript of the gene GTSE1, whose product is annotated as G2 and S-phase expressed 1. The transcript has 12 exons. NCBI's taxonomy places the organism in Eukaryota, Metazoa, Chordata, Mammalia, Didelphimorphia, Didelphidae. Gene Ontology annotation, cellular component: microtubule cytoskeleton; cytoplasmic microtubule. Bases 54 to 2090 code for a protein of 678 amino acids. Gene Ontology annotation, molecular function: microtubule binding. The record is from RefSeq and is a predicted model, not a curated record.